Messenger RNA from Rodentolepis nana, 1221 nucleotides. The record is from the annotation of a GenBank genome assembly. NCBI's taxonomy places the organism in Eukaryota, Metazoa, Platyhelminthes, Cestoda, Cyclophyllidea, Hymenolepididae.
AUGUCGAAAGAUUCUAUAUUAUUUGAAUCUCCUGCCGAGGUAAAUGCAGCAAUAAUUCAGAAUGGUGAAAUGCUUCUAGUCGAACUUAAAUUUCCCGGUCUACGGAAAACUAAAGUAUCCCAACCAGAAUCCAUCAAAGACAGGAGGAGCUUCUUUUCUUGCUUCAAUUCAUCCAGAGAUAGUCAACUCUGUAAAAAUUGUGAAUGGUUUAAAUUUAUAGGAGAUAGAAGACAUUCUGGAGAUUGGAUAACCGUUCCAACGGAGAGGAAACCUGAUAACUGUGACUUGUGGUUGCAGAUUUUCCGAUAUCGAAUUAGUGUCAUGUUGUCACCACAAGAUUCCAAAAAUGCAACAAAUUCAAAUCCCCGAGUAACUCAGUACUUUUUUUGGAAUUCUGGGUGCAUGAAGAAAGUGUUAAAUUUUCGAAAAAGUGAAAUGCUUAUCAAAGAUGACCUCAUCGCACUUCGAUUAGCUUGCGGUAAAGGUUUAUGGGCAAAAGAGGAUGUUGAAGAAAUUCAAAAAUCUUGUCGUGGUGAUAAGUCGGAGAAUAUGGUAGUUUCAGAGAAUAAGAAAUUUCCUGAAGUUAGCAUGGUUUGCGAUGAAACGGGAUCUGUUUCGACCUCAGAAUCGGCAAAGGAUGAGAAAACCAUUACAAUGAAUUUUAAUAAUCCAAAAAGUGAAAUCAGUCGACCACUGGAUGACAUAACUGAGGAAUCACUAUCUCAGGAUGCGAAUUUAGCUACUGAAGAAAAAACAGGCCCUGAUAGGAGAAUUACUGACGCUGUCAGUAAAAAGCCCGAAAAAGAAGAGUCGAAACGGACUAAAUUGGUUGAACGGGCGACGAGUUGUUCGGAUAUGUACAUUGCUGCUGACGCUUCUGUUGCCACAGCAGACCAAAAGCAGACGAAAGAGAAGCCAAAGCCCUGCCACUACUGUCUGGGUGUUCAGGAACUGCUUGGAAAAGACGAAUUUUCGGUGCUUCAAGCGCGUGUAGAGUCACUUAAUAAAGAUGAUUGGUCACGCGUUCUGGAUAUUAUAAUGGGCAAAAGUAACGCUGUCAUACCCAAACCACCGAUAAUAGACAAUCAAGAUGACAUGAAACACGAAGAUUUAGUGAAUGAUAAUGCCCCAUUAGGAACUGGAAUUCCACUGAGACCACAAAGAAGAGCUCCUUUGAGAAAUGCGCGAUAUCUGGUACUAAAUGGCAAUCUAAAGAAAUAG